Molecule: messenger RNA, 666 nt
Organism: Phytophthora megakarya
Lineage: Eukaryota; Oomycota; Peronosporomycetes; Peronosporales; Peronosporaceae
Source: the annotation of a GenBank genome assembly
AUGGCAAGCGGAUUUUGGGUAGUGAUGACAGAUCGUGCCCGCUUGAUCUCGGCUUUCAUAACUCUCUUUGGGUUAUUUGAGUGGAAUCGAAUGUCUUUCGGCCUGAAGAAUGCGCCUCAGAUCUAUCAACGUAUGAUCGACAACGCGUUAUAUGGAUUCACCCGGAUCCCGAAGUCUGAAGAUCACAGAAGUAUUUUGGAUGUGUUUGAGGGCGGGGAACCGGUGGAUCCAGGCAAACCAUCGGUGCUUGGGCGUAGAUCAUAUAUCGAUGACAUCCUGAUCCCCGCCAAUAACUGGGAUCAACUAUGUGACCGAGUCGAGGGUUUGCUCGAAGCAUGUGAUAAGUGGAAUCUGUCGAUCAGUGUGGUUAAAAGUUUCUGGGUAACGCCCAAGGUAGAAUAUCUGGGUCAUAAGGUCUCGCACAAGGGACUGGAGGCAAACCCGAAGGAUCUGUCGGCACUAACUGAUCUAGCUUUUCCAGGGCGAUGCAGUCAUUUUUUGGGAAAUCUGAACUAUUACAGCCGGUUCAUUGAAGACUAUGCGAUUUACGACAGUACUGUAUGGAUCCGACACGAUCGGGAGCCAGGCUUCAUGUCUGAUUUCUUUAAGUCGUUCAACAAGAUCCUGAGACAACGCCAACGGGCUUCUAUGGCGUAUAGACACUAA